This is a messenger RNA of Alosa alosa (allis shad), 3424 nucleotides long. RefSeq lists its product as uncharacterized. The transcript has 2 exons. Bases 1679 to 3424 code for a protein of 581 amino acids. The record is from RefSeq and is a predicted model, not a curated record. Lineage: Eukaryota; Metazoa; Chordata; Actinopteri; Clupeiformes; Clupeidae. Gene Ontology annotation, molecular function: nucleic acid binding.
GAAACAGGAUCAUUCAAACUUAUGCUUUUCUCGAUCCGGGAAGUUCAACAACAUUCUGCACGGAAAGACUGGCGCAGAAGUUAAGCCUGGAAGGAAAACAAACCACUGUGUUAUUGAGAACAUUGUCAUAUGAAAGACCUGUCAAGAGUGUGUUGCUGUCAGGACUGGAAGUGGGUGAGCUAAAAAGUAGCAAAUUCAUGCCUAUAACUGAAGUUUACACUCAAAAGUCCAUGCCAGUGACAAAAGACAACAUCCCAACACAUGAGGACUUAAAGGAAUGGCCUUACCUCAGUGAAAUCCACUUACCCCAGAUAGACUCUGAUGUUGACUUGCUCAUUGGAAUGAACGCAGCAAAUGUGAUGGAACCCUGGCAAGUGAUCAAUUCACAAAAACAUGGGCCUUAUGCCGUUAAAACCCUGUUAGGCUGGGUGAUAAAUGGUCCAUUGGGAGGAUGCAGCAAAGGUGUGGAAAUUGCCACAGAGACUGCCAAUAGGAUCUCCUUGGUCGACCUGCAAGAACUUCUGGUGAGUCAAUACAACACAGAUUUCAACGAGAAGGCCUAUGAAGAAAAAACUGAAAUGUCAGUGAAUGACAAGAAAUUCCUGAACAUUGUCAAUGAAUCUGUGAAAGUGAAAGAGGGUCACUACUGCAUUAACUUACCUUUCAAAUCAGAUAACAUCACAAUGCCCAACAACCGCGUUGUUGCAGAACAGCGCCUGUUGAAUCUGAAAAGGACGUUCAAAAGAGAUCUGUACUAUCAAAGGGAGUAUACAGAGUUCCUCAGUGAUGUCAUUCACAAAGGCUACGCUGAAAUGGUUCCCUUUGCACAACUGUAUAGGACAGAUGGAAGUGUUUGGUAUAUCCCUCAUCAUGGGGUAUAUCACCCAAAAAAAGAAGACCAUUAGAGUAGUCUUUGAUUGUGGUGCAACCUUUCAGGGGACAUCCCUUAACUCUGAACUACUCCAAGGCCCAAAUUUGACGAACACGCUAAUUGGAGUGCUGACACGUUUCCGAGAAGAACCAAUAGCGCUGAUGGCGGACAUACAGGCCAUGUUCCACCAAGUCCAGGUGACUGAAAGUGACACUGACUUCCUGCGCUUCUUAUGGUGGCCACAAGGGAAUGUGGAUGAUGCUCCAGUGGAAUAUCGCAUGACUGUUCAUUUGUUUGGUGCAGUCUCUUCACCAAGCAUAGCCAACUUUGCUCUCAGAAAGACUGCACAGGACAAUGCAAACAACUUCCCUCCUGAGGUAACAAACACAAUCAUGGAACACUUUUAUGUAGAUGAUUGUUUAAAAUCUAUGCCCACAGAACUAAAAGCAAUGGAACUCAUCUCAGACCUCACUGAAGUCUGUCAUAGAGGAGGCUUCCAUUUGUCAAAAUGGAUAAGCAACAGCAGAGCUGUCCUUGGUGCUGUUCCACAAGAAGACAGAAUUAAAGAGAUAAAAGACUUGGACUUGAGCAAAGAUCCAUUGCCCAUGGAACGAGCCUUAGGACUUCAAUGGUGUGUCCAAAGUGACUCCUUCAAGUUCAACAUCACCAUCAGUGAACGUGCACUUACCAGAAGGGGCAUCCUUUCAAUGGUAAGCUCUAUAUGAUCCAUUAGGCUUUCUGUCUCCACUUACCUUGCCAGCUAAACUGUUGUUACAGGAAUUGUGCCGACAGGACCUUGGAUGGGACAUGACCAUUCCCAACACACUUUCUGACCAGUGGACCAAAUGGACCGGAAGUCUCUCACAACUCACAGACUUUAAAGUUUCACGCUGCUUUAAGUCAAAUGAUUUUGGUGAGUCAGUGCAAAACCAGAUUCACCACUUCUCUGAUGCCAGCGAGCUAGGCUAUGGAACAGUCAGCUAUCUCAGAAUGACAAAUGGAGAAGGGAAAGUCUAUGUAUCAUUCUUGAUUGGCAAGUCAAGAGUAGCUCCAUUAAAACGACAGACCAUCCCAAGGUUGGAGUUAGCAGCUGCAGCUUUGUCAGUUAAAGUGGAUAACAUGUUAAAAAAAGAAUUGCCGCCACCUACAGAUAGGUCAGUGUUUUGGUCUGACAGCACAUCUGUCUUAAAGUAUAUCUCAAAUGACCACACUCGUUUUCAUACCUAUGUGGCGAAUAGGACAUCUAGGAUUAGGGAGGCAACACAAGUCAGUCAGUGGAGGUAUAUUGACACAAAGAGAAACCCCGCAGACGACUGCUCUAGAGGUGUGAGCGCAGAGAGGUUCAUGAGGAACCCAAGGUGGAUCUCUGGACCAGAGUUCCUUUGGUCAUCAGAAGAGGACUGGCCGAAUGAAUCUGUGGACAAUGUUGAACUUUGUGAAGAUGAUCCAGAGGUGAGGAAAUCUGCAACAGUGAAUGUAAUUAUGCAGACAUGUGAGGAAAGGCCCACAGACAAAUUGAUCAAUCACUUUUCAGAUUGGCUGAAGUUGAGAAUAGCUGUUGCAUGGAUCCUUAAAGUGAAAGAAACAUUAAAACACCUCGUGCAGAAAGGAAAUGACUCAAAGAAAGAUUGUAAGCAGACUCUAAGGGUAACCAGAAUGACAAAAGGGUAUGUCAAAGACAACAUAAAAGAAGCAAUAACGGUGAAUGACCUGAUAAUGGCAGAAAAGGCUAUUCUAUCGUAUGUACAGAAACAAAGUUUCCCUGAUGAAAUCAACAUGCUGCAAGAGGGCGCUUCCAAUGUGAAAAAAAGCAGUAACAUAUACAAAUUGGAUCCAGUGCUGGACAAUGGAAUCCUCAGAGUGGGCGGUCGCCUCAGAAGAACGGCAAUGCCUGAGGAAAGAAAACAUCCUGCCAUUUUGGCCAAAAACCACCACGUGUCCACUCUGAUCUUACGCCAUGUCCAUGCUCAAACUGGACAUGGAGGAAGGAACCACAUGUUAUCCCAGGUGCGUAAAACAUACUGGAUUACAAGUGCUAAUUCUGCUUCAAGAAAGAUUAUUUCUCACUGUGUAACUUGCAGAAAGAACAGAGGAAAACCUGGUGAACAAAAGAUGGCUGAUCUGCCAAGGGAAAGGCUAGUCAUGGACUUACCACCAUUCUCCAACAUUGGUCUUGACUAUUUUGGCCCUUUAGAGGUGAGAAGGGGAAGGAGCACAGUAAAAAGGUAUGGUGUCAUCUUUACCUGCAUGACAAGUCGAGCAAUACAUCUGGAGGUUGCCUACUCUUUAGAUACACACUCGUGCAUCAAUGCCAUCAGGAGGUUUCUAUGCCGAAGAGGCCAGGCACAACACAUAAGAUCCGAUCAUGGCACUAACCUUGUCGGUGCAGAAAGGGAACUAAGAGAAGCACUCAGAACAUUAGACCAAAGAAAGAUCCACCAAGCUCUGAUGAAGGAGGGAGUUCACUGGAGCUUCAACCCCCCCCACUGCUUCUCACCAUGGUGGGUUCUGGGAACGCCUCAUCAGAAUGGACUAACCCACUUCUGCCCCUGA